CAGUGCAAUGUCAGCCCCAGACAAUUUGAGAAGGUGUCAAAAGCAGAUGCUCUCUCUUUGAAUACUGACACCCUGAACCAUGGAGGUCUGAAGACUCAAUUGUCAGGCCCAGUCCAGCACCCACCCUCAGCUGGUGCCCCUCUCCCAGUAGAGGGGCAGUAGAGAGGACAUCGGAGCCAGGGAGGAAUGACAGAAUCGCCCCAAAAGUGCCUUCUUAAAGAGAAACGCCCGCAUCCUGGCCAUCAGAGGGAGUACCCAGGCUGGGCAGCUAUUCAUUACCAGCUCUCCACAGAGAACAAUGACAUUUUCCCUGGGUCCAACAGUCAUCCCUGGAGAAACCCUGUGGCCCUCUGUCUCAGUUGUGAUGCCAUUAGCACCACCUGUGAUGAAGUGUGAGCUCUGGACCUUCCUGGCCUUCCCCUCCACCAAGACCUACUUCCCGCACUUGGAUCUGAGCCGCGGCUCCGUCCAGGUCAAAGACCACGGCCAGAAGGUGGGCGACGCGCUGACCCUCGCCGUCCACAACCUUGACAACCUGCCUGGCGCCCUGUCUGCUCUGAGCGACCUGCAUGCGCACCAACUGCGGGUGGACCCUGUCAACUUCCAGCUCCUGGGCCACUGUCUGCUGGUGACCCUCGCCCGGAACUACCCAGGAGACUUCAGUCCCGCCAUGCAGGCCUCGCUGGACAAGUUUCUGAGCCUCGUGACCUCAGCGCUGGCCUCCAAGCAUCUCUGAAUUGGAGAUAUGGUCUACCUAGAUUGCCCAAACUGACCUUGAACUCCAGGACUCAAGAGAUUCUCCUGCCUCAGACUUCCAAGUAGCUGAGAAUACAGGAGCUCACCGCCAAUCUUGCUUCAUUUCAUAGGUUUAUUGAUAAUUUCUACACGUUUUCUGGAAUGAUCUUUGUCAGUUAUUCCCAUAAAUCAUUUGUCCUUUUCUUCCUUUGUCAUUUUUCUGGUUUGCUUUUUCAAGUGCUCAAAAUUAAAGCCAGGGGCCUUGUUACUGGAUUUUUUUUUCU
This is a messenger RNA of Castor canadensis (American beaver), 1019 nucleotides long. It is a transcript of the gene Hbq1, whose product is annotated as hemoglobin subunit theta 1. Gene Ontology annotation, molecular function: haptoglobin binding; heme binding; oxygen binding. Gene Ontology annotation, biological process: oxygen transport; hydrogen peroxide catabolic process. Gene Ontology annotation, cellular component: blood microparticle; haptoglobin-hemoglobin complex; hemoglobin complex. Lineage: Eukaryota; Metazoa; Chordata; Mammalia; Rodentia; Castoridae. The record is from RefSeq and is a predicted model, not a curated record.